GCUUCGAACACUUGAAAGCUUUAAAUUUUCCUCCUUAAAGCUUUAUUAGUCGGUCAUCAAUGGCCAUCGAAUAUCUAUCCAUUUUAAUAGCCUUUCUAUCUCUUUUGUGUACCUUAAUCUAUUUUAAAACUAGGAUUAAGCAUUGCAAGUGUCAAAUAUGUCAAGCUUACAUUACCUCAAGUUGGUCGAAAGAAUUCGAUAAUCUUUGUGAUUGGUACACACAUCUUCUCAAAAACUCACCUACAAACACCAUACACAUACAUGUUCUUCGUAACACCAUAACAUCGAACCAUGAAAACGUAGAAUACAUGCUCAAAACCCGAUUCGAAAACUACCCAAAAGGGAAACCAUUUUCCUUAAUCUUAGGUGAUUUUUUGGGUCGAGGUAUCUUCAAUGUCGAUGGCGAUUUAUGGAGGUUUCAAAAAAAAAUGGCAUGUCUUGAACUUGGAAAGAUGUCAAUGAGAUCACAUGCUUUUAAAGUUGUGAAGCAUGAGAUUGAUCAUAGGCUUAUACCUCUUGUAUCCUCAUAUUUGCAAAAAGAGCAUGAUGUUUUGGAUUUGCAAGAUAUUUUUAGGAGGUUUUCGUUUGAUGUUAUAUGUAAGUUUUCAUUUGGGUACGAUCCAAAAUGUUUGGAUGUGUCACAACCCAUGUCGGAUUUGGCUAUUGCAUUUGAUUUGUCAUCGCAAUUGUCUGCUCAAAGAGCAAUGAAUCCGUCACCAAUGGUGUGGCAAAUCAAAAGGAUGUUGAAUAUUGGAAGUGAAAAGAGACUUAAAGAAUCUAUCAAGAUAGUGAAUAUGUUUGCACAAAAAGUUAUUAGACAAAGAAACAAAUUAGGAUCUUGUUCUAACCAUGAAGAUCUUCUUUCAAGAUUCAUGGAUACAACAAAAGAUGCUACUUACCUUCGUGACAUUGUUGUAAGUUUUUUGUUAGCUGGACGUGACACUGUCGCGUCCGGUCUAACAGGUUUAUUCUGGCUAUUGGCCCAACAUCCUGAAGUCGUGAACGCCAUUAGAGCUGAAGCUUCAGCUCUAGUGGUGACACAAGACAAAUCACUAACAAGUUUUGAACAAUUACGCGAACUCCAAUAUUUACAAGCAGCAGUUUACGAAGGAAUGAGAAUAUUCCCACCAAUCCAAUUUAACUCCAAAUUUUGCCAAGAAGAUGAUACUUUUCCUGACGGUACGUUCAUAAAGAAAGGCACACGAGUUAUGUACCACUCAUACGCAAUGGGCCGAAUGGAGACAAUUUGGGGCUCCGAUUUUUUAGAUUUUAAACCUGAAAGAUGGUUAAAAGAUAGUGUGUUCUUUCAAGAAUGCCCAUUUAAGUAUCCAAUAUUUCAAGCCGGGUAUAGAACGUGUUUGGGUAAAGAAAUGGCACUUGUGGAGAUAAAAAGUGUCAUACAUUCUCUUUUGCAACAUUUCGACAUCGAAUUAGCCAUGCCGGCUCGAACCCCUCGAUUUUCGCCUGGGCUGACCAUGACCUUCACGGGUGGGCUACCUGUUCGGUUUAGGGGAAGGACAAGUAAGACGUAGCCCAAACUACACCACACGUUAAUUAUCACAAGUGCAUCUAGUCCAUAUGGACCACAUUGUUGUUAUUAUCCAUACAAUGAUGGAAAUGGAAUAUAUAUUGUGACUGUCUUUACUAAAUUGGGUCCGAUUUAUGUGGUUCGAUUUUGUUCAAAGAUCGUGUCGGAUUAUAAUCUUUAUGUCGCAUUGUUUAUGGUGCAACGUUGAUGAUAUUUGGACGGUACGUGAAAAGUGGAUACAAAGAUAUAUUGUAUUCUGAAAAAAUAAGGUGAUAUAUAUGUGUGGUGGACCAGACGAGGAUUCCUUC
Molecule: messenger RNA, 1836 nt
Organism: Erigeron canadensis
Lineage: Eukaryota; Viridiplantae; Streptophyta; Magnoliopsida; Asterales; Asteraceae
Product: cytochrome P450 94C1-like
Exons: 1
Coding region: 60-1532 (490 amino acids)
Molecular function (GO): oxidoreductase activity, acting on paired donors, with incorporation or reduction of molecular oxygen; monooxygenase activity; heme binding
Source: RefSeq, a predicted model, not a curated record